This is a messenger RNA of Fusarium redolens, 1457 nucleotides long. RefSeq lists its product as uncharacterized. The record is from RefSeq and is a predicted model, not a curated record. Gene Ontology annotation, biological process: regulation of DNA-templated transcription. Gene Ontology annotation, molecular function: zinc ion binding; DNA-binding transcription factor activity, RNA polymerase II-specific. The transcript is spliced from 2 exons. NCBI's taxonomy places the organism in Eukaryota, Fungi, Ascomycota, Sordariomycetes, Hypocreales, Nectriaceae. Bases 176 to 1441 code for a protein of 421 amino acids.
CUGAACAAGGAUGAUAUUCCUACCAGCGCCGAACCCGCCGCAACAACUGAAGCGAAAUCCGCAUUUCUUAAAAGCAGGCCCAAAAUCCUUCAUCGCGUCUAAAAACAACACUUCUAUUGGCGUCCUCGUUUAGAAAAAUCUCCGUCGUGCUUACGCCAAGGUCAUCAGAUAAAACAUGCGACAAGCGCACUGCAAGGUAAAGACAGGAUGUCUGACAUGCAAAAUUCGGAGAGUUAAAUGCGAUGAGAAAAAGCCAGCUUGUCAUCGCUGCACAAGCACUGGUCGGAAAUGCGAUGGCUACACGCUCGUGCAGAAGACCAACCCGCCAGAUGUGGCGCAUGGUCGGAUGUUAUUGCCGCCUGUCUCUGCUAUUAAUUCACAAUCCCUGCUUCCUGUUGAAGAACGAAGGGCGCUCCGGUAUUUUCACAGUGUUAUUUCACCGCGGUUGUCGAGUGCUAGGGAUGGCUACUUCUGGACCCAUCUUGUGAUGCAGCUCAGCGAGUCAGAGGUCGUUGUGAAACACACCAUCUUAUCGAUAAGCUCAUUGUUCGAAUCAUCUGAAGGGAAGAAUGUGGCGCCAUACACGGAGAGAUUUGCUUUGCAGCAUUACACAGCGGCGAUUCAACGGCUCAAGACGAUUCACAGCGAGCCUCUAGUGUUACUCGUGUGCAUCUUGUUCAUCUGCGUUGAGUAUCUGUUAGCGAAUAACAAGAUUGCGCUACAACAUUGCCAACAUGGUCUUGCAAUCAUGGAAAAAUGUAGCAAUCCUUGGGCUCGGCGGCAUCUCCUACCUGUUUUCAGACGGAUGACAGCUGUGCCUAUGCUUUUUGGUCCAGAGGACAUAGAAAGCGAAAGUAUGCCAGCGUUGACCUACAUGAUACCGACCAAGUUUUACUGCAUGGAAGACGCACAAUACAUGAUGGACGAUAUCUUCAACCGAGUGGUACGGCUCUGCCACAUGAGGCAUCGCGGAGUUGUCUUCGACAUGACAGAGGAGUACAACACCGUCGCCACUCAUCUACAGACCUGGCAAACGCUAUUCGAAAAGCUCGAAGUCGAUACGACCUCUUUAUUGUACCAAGCUCAAGAGAGAUCACUCUUUAUGCGUCUCAAACUCUGUUAUCUCGAGUUAUGUGCCGACUUCCGACCUGAUGAACACAUGGGCACAUUUCGCCAAGUGCUGCAACUAGCGAGCUGGCAAAGUCAAAGGUCUACUAAACAAUCUACGUAUGAGCUGGCAUACACUCCAAUGCUGUUCUUUGUAAUUAUGAAGUGCCCUGAUUUGAGCAUUCGACUUCCUGCCCUGCGGUUAAUGAAGCAGCUGGGGUCGCCGACGGAGGGUCUGUGUGAGAACUUACAAAUGCUAACUACGAGCCGGGAGAUAAUACAAGAUGAACAUAAGCUGGAAAUAAUUAACUUUGACAUGGAGAUCAGUGGGUAGAUUCUGACUGCAAGCC